Messenger RNA from Durio zibethinus, 2570 nucleotides. Its product is annotated as protein SENSITIVE TO UV 2-like. Lineage: Eukaryota; Viridiplantae; Streptophyta; Magnoliopsida; Malvales; Malvaceae. Gene Ontology annotation, biological process: DNA damage response. The record is from RefSeq and is a predicted model, not a curated record.
CAGAGCAAGAAAAAAAAAAAAAAGGUAUGAGCGAAGAAAAUUUGGAAGAAUGGGACGCGAGUUUCCUGGAGGAACUUAUACAAGUUGAAGAACUCGCUCUUUCUUGUUCUUCUGUUAACCAAAACAACCCUCCUUCUUCCUCCUAUUUACCGCCUUUGCUACCGCCACCACCACCACCACCACCACCAUCGUCACAUCAUCAACACCUACAUUUUGCGCCGCCAUCUCGCACUGAUUCCCUCAGUUACUCGCCUCCCAGAGAACUCUCCCAGAGAACCGCCGAUUUCGGUGGCGCCUUGAAUUCCAAUGGCGUUUUUCCUAAAUGCGCUACUCCUUCGACUCCUGUGCGGCUAGUUCGCGGUUCUGGUAACGCUAAGGAUCUCGAGAUUGAGCGCUUAAAGAAGGAGCUGGGACGCGUUUCAAAGCAGCUAGCGGACCUCGAACAAGAGUGUUCACAGCUUAAGAAGGAAAGAAACAAGGAGGAUCAGCUUGCAUUUGUCGAUUCAAAGAAUGAGGUGAACGUUGCUAAUUUUCAUGGGUCGAGGAUUGCAAACUUAGAACGUGGAAUCCCCGUUGCAGCUUAUCAUGAGGUUAUACAAGAAUUUCCAAAUGCAAAAGCUUUUGAUGAUCAGGUUGGCCUGAAUACAGCCAAGUCAAGCUGUAAGGAAAUUGGAGUUCAGACAGAUCUAAGUGCUUGUCUUGAUCUUUCUAAUAAGUUGCAUGGCAUUUGGGAUUUGCCAAGUGACCAAAAGUUGGGAAGAAAUCUGAUAGCCAAGUUGUUUGCAGUUUGUUCCACAGAUAUUGAUGUCCUGUUUGGGUUCAUUAAUAUGAGCUCACCUUCCAAAACAAUGGAACCACUGGUAUUUAAGAGCUCUUUCGAUAAGGCUUUGCAGAGCUCUGUGCAUCCUGUUCUUAGUUCUGAAGCUGCAAAAGUAUCUUGUUUCUACUCUUCUCUGACUAAGAUCAGUAGUGGAAUGUUGCAAUUGGAGGCUCUAUUUGAGUCGUUGAUUGAUCUCUGUAGUGUUGAAAAUGCGGUUAUUGCUUAUAGAUCUCUCCAUAUACUACAUGUCUUGUUGAAGCAUCUUUUGACUUUUGAAAGGAAUUCCGAAGCAAGGGAAAAUUUCUUGGUUGAGCGUCAUCACUCUGGGAGCGGCAUUGAUGAUAUAUCUGGAUAUGAAAUCCGAGGACAGGUUUGCGUUAGCAUGGAUGGUAAUCAUGCAAGUUGCAUUCAAAUUGGAGUAAAACCUUCUGAAGCAGAAACUCUGUGCAAGAAAGGACAUUGCGGUACAGGCUCUACAUUGCUGUUUUCCUGUAUAAACUGGAUUCAUCUCUUUGAAUUGAUGCAUCUAAUUGCGGUGAAGAGUAGUGAAGAAUGUGUAAGAUUGGAAGCAGUCUCAAUUAUGAAUGUGAUUCUGAUGAGAAGUGAUGCUUACACAGAGAGAGAAAAGUUUGGCCUCAUUCAAGUGUUUGUAAGCAUUUCACAACUGCUGAAAAAGGAAGCUGGAUUGCUUGUUCGAAAGGGGGCUGUGCACACUCUCUACCUGCUUUUAAAUUGUCCUAAAUUGGUGGUCACAUUCUGCUCUGGUUGUACAAUGGCAGAAAGUGCUGAUGCUGCUAAUGAUGAGGAAAACACUGCUGCUUUCCAAGGAUUCACUAUGAUUCUUGAGGGGUUGGCUGGCUGUAUAGCUUGCUGUGGAACUAGUUUACAAGCCUUGGAACUUCGCAAAAAUGCUAUCACCUUACUGGCUUUUGUGGCCUCAUCUGGAAAAUCCGGCUUUGAAAUACUAGUGAAUCACAAGCUAGCUAGAGAAGCAAAUUUUCUUACACUGAUUUUGCAGCUAUUGGUGUCUGAAAUAGACUUAGAAUCAGCCGUCUGUACUGAGUCUGAUGAAACCUUUAGAGCAAGGACGUUAUUGAUACGGGAGGUGCUGAUAUUACUCAAUAGAGUUGUUUCCAACCCAGCACACUCUGCCACUGUCUUGAGAUUGUUAACCAACAGCAGGGAUAUGGUCAGUUUAACCCUUGAUGUUGCAAACAGGUUGUCCAGAAAAGAACAGAAACUAAGGCAGUCUGACAGCAUAACUAAGCAGAUAAGAGAAUCUGAAAUUGUUGAAUUGGGUCGAAUAUUCAAGAGAAGGGUUUCUACUUUUCUAGGAGAGUAACUGGCUGGUGCAAUGAAAAAUAUAAUCUAUAAAUUGUCUAAUAUAUAACUGCUUUCCAAUUAUGGCCUUUUCUCAGAGAGAGAGAAACGGUUUUGGCGGUGGAUGGAAACUGAAACGUGAGGUCUCUAGAUUGGGCGUCAUCCAGAAAAUUUUGGCAAUAUUUUUUAUGUAAUUAACGCUGGAACAAUUUUUAAGCACAAUUAGCUGACUCUUUGCUUCACACAAGUUGCAUAAACCAGCCCCAUUAUUGUCAUCAAUUUUCCAUCUUGGGACUGGUUUCAGACUUUCAGUGCAUCAUACCGUGCAAGAGCAAUAAAUAUAAUUUUACUGAUACAAUUGGCAAAGUCAAAGCGGUAAAAACAAUUUAUGCCCAACAAAUUUAGAUAAAAAAAAAAAGAAAGAAAGAAA